AUGACACCCCGUUGCUUCAUUGUCCGUCACGGCGAGACAGAAUGGUCCCUUAACGGGCGGCAUACCGGCAUCACCGACUUGCCGCUUACAGCAAACGGCGAGAAACGGAUCAAGGCAACGGGUAAAGCGCUGGUCGGCAACGACCGACUGAUCGUUCCAAAGAAGCUGGUGCAUGUCUACGUAUCUCCCCGCACUCGCGCCCAACGUACCCUCGAGCUCCUCGAAAUCGGCUGCAAAGAGAGACUCCCAUGGACCGAGGCCAGAAAAUCAGAAGAGGAGGAACCCAUCCGCACGGAAGCCGAGGUGGAAAUCACCGACGCGAUCCGGGAAUGGGACUAUGGCGAUUAUGAAGGAUUGACGAGUAAGCAGAUCAGGGAGCUGCGGGAGAAGAAUGGCCAGGGGCCGUGGGAUAUCUGGAGGGAUGGAUGUCCAGGUGGAGAAUCCCCGGAAGACGUCAUUCGUCGACUUGAUGCCUUGAUCGCCGAGAUUAGGGAGAAAUACCACAGUAGAUGCUUCGAGGGCUCGUCAGGCGGCAAAGGGGACGUUCUGAUCGUUGCACACGGCCAUAUCCUCCGCGCGUUUGCCAUGCGGUGGACCCGAAAGCCACUCUCGGAGACAGCGCUGAUCCUGGAAGCUGGAGGAGUCGGUACAUUGAGUUACGAACACCACAACAUCCACGAACCGGCGAUCAUCCUCGGUACCGCCGGUUUCGUCGUAGAAGAGUAG
This is a messenger RNA of Aspergillus viridinutans, 726 nucleotides long. Its product is annotated as histidine phosphatase family protein. Gene Ontology annotation, molecular function: sedoheptulose-bisphosphatase activity. The transcript has 4 exons. Bases 1 to 726 code for a protein of 241 amino acids. Lineage: Eukaryota; Fungi; Ascomycota; Eurotiomycetes; Eurotiales; Aspergillaceae. The record is from RefSeq and is a predicted model, not a curated record. Gene Ontology annotation, biological process: ribose phosphate biosynthetic process.